Psammomys obesus (fat sand rat) is the source of this 4881-nucleotide messenger RNA. RefSeq names its product ankyrin and armadillo repeat containing (gene Ankar). Gene Ontology annotation, molecular function: protein binding. The coding region runs from base 489 to 4826 and encodes 1445 amino acids. The record is from RefSeq and is a predicted model, not a curated record. Lineage: Eukaryota; Metazoa; Chordata; Mammalia; Rodentia; Muridae. The transcript is spliced from 24 exons.
CAGGCUCUGGGGCUUCCCAGGAGUUCUCAUCAGCCUUGGCCCAUAGCACAGGAAAGACACUCCCCCAGCUUCUCUGAACAUUUCGAGCUCUGGGGUUUUGGUGGGGCGAUUCAGGACCACCGAAAAGCCAUUCCAAGCAACGGCUGUCUGCUCCUAGGAAUACCUUAGCCCUCUUCUAGACAGGAACAGCAUUUCUAAAUAGGCCUUUUCCAUUUCUUUGUCCCUUUCCAUAUCUUUGGCGGUUGCUGCUAACUGAUUAUGGUCACAAGUCUUGGAUCAGGGUUCUGGUUCUGAAAACUGAACUCUAAUCAUGCUCUGUAAUCUCCUAAAUUUACAGGUCGGCAUCUAUGAAGUAGCAGAAAAAUACCCUCGUAAACUGGAUUCUGUAUGCAGUGUCAGCAUUAACUACAAAAUACAGUUUUUCUGCCCUAGCCCUGUGUGAUCCAGAAACAGAAACUUCAAAAAGGACAAACUAGAUUUAAUUAGAAAUGUUAAAGCUAACAAAAAAAGGGUUACCUAGAUUUGAACAAGUUCAAGAUGAAGAAACCUUCCUGGAAAAUUUAGCAGUGCAAAGAAAUGCCUCUGCUUUCUUUGAAAAAUACGAUCGCAGUGAAGUGCAAGAAUUAUUAGCAACAGCUCUAGUCAGCUGGUUGUCUGCCAAGGAUGAUGUUCGUUCUCAAGUAGAUAUCCCGUGUGGACUCAUGAAUCAAAUAAAUAAUGUAGGCUUCUCCACUGCUAUCCUGUUGACUCCUGUGGACCCUACUGCCCAAUUAGACUACAGGGAAGUUCAUCAGAUCUUACGGGAGUUAGCUGUUGGAAUUUAUUGCUUAAAUCAAAUCCCUUCAAUCAGUUUAGAAGCUAAUUAUGAUCAGAGUUCUUCUUGUCAAUUACCUCCAGCUUAUUAUGAUACCAGAAUUGGACAAAUUUUGAUCCAUAUUGACUAUAUGCUAAAAGCAUUGUGGCAUGGAAUCUACAUGCCCAAAGAGAAAAGAACUCGUUUCUCUGAACUGUGGCGCACAAUCCUGGACAUUGAUCCAGAUGGGAAGCCUCAAACAAUGAAAGAUAUAUUUUCUGAGUUUAAUUCAGCAGGUUUAGUAGAUAUUACAAAUGAUCCAGACUUUAGUGGAAUCUAUGAUGAAGACAUGAAUGAAGAUCCAACAUAUGAUCCCAAUAGCCCUGAAGAAAAGGCUGAAUUUAUGAAAUAUGCUGAGAAUAUUAUGCUAAAGAUGACAUUCAGUACCACACAAAUUCAACAGCAUGAAAACGUCUUUAUUUUUGAGACAUCUUAUUGGCUUACUAAUGCUAUAAAGUGCAAUCAGGAUUAUCUUGAUAUUUGCACUUAUCAGAGACUACAACAAAGACUGUAUCUUCAGAAAAAAGUUAUUCAAAAACACUUUGAGAAAAAAAAAGAAAUCAGAAGAGGAAUAGGCUAUCUGAAGUUAAUAUGUUUUCUGAUUCCAUUUUUACUCGGUUUAAAAAAGAAGAUGAAAGUUCCAUAUUUAAAUAGUCUCCUUCCACCUUUUUCCGAUGACAAGGUCAAGACAGAGAGAGAACUGCCUCCGUUUAUUUAUGGACGAGAUUUUAAAUGCCAGAAUUUUGACUACAAAGAAAAUCAAUAUUUUCAUGUUCACGGAGGGAUUGAAUUUGAUAUCAGCACGAAUCCAGUUGAGAGUGCUUUGGAUGACUUUAAGGAAAAUAUUGAAAAAAUACGAGAGUGUGCUGCUAAUACCUUUGCAGAAGAUUCGGGAUACAAAGAAUUUUACUCAGUACCGGUUAUGGAGUUUUAUGGAAAGAGCUACUAUGUGAUCUAUUUUGACCUUGGAAAUUUCUACCAGCAAUUAUAUAAAACUCAAUGGUGGGGCGCCAUUAAUGAAAUCGUGAACAAUCUGAGAACGAAAAGGCUUCCAUUGACUGAAGCUCAAUUACAUGAGCAAUUUAAAAAAAAAUUUGGUUUCAAAAAAGCCAUGAAAUGCAAGAGUAUCCCAUUUGGUUUGAAGUCGGCCGUUGAACGCGGCUUGUCUGCUGUUUUCCACACAUUUAGCCGUAAAACCUCAAGCUCAACAAUCAAUGUUUCUGAUGAAGCAGGCUAUGCCAUUUUCCAUCAUGCUGCCCUGCACAAUCGGGUCUCUAUCAUAUGCCAGCUGUGUAACGCCAACUUCAACGUCAACCAGAGGCGCUUCAUCAUGUUCAGCCAAGAGUCAUCCAAAGUGGAUGUGAAAAAAGAAAGAAACGGUCCAACGCCUCUACACCUGGCAGCGCAAGCGUGCUCUCUGGAAGCAACCGUCUGUCUACUGUGUUUCAAAGCUGACUACACACUUACUGAGAAGAGAGGCUGGAUGCCUAUCCACUUCGCUGCAUUCUAUGACAACAUCUGCAUCAUCAUUGCGCUCUGCAGGAAGGACCCUAGUUUGGUGGAGGCCGAGGCAACAGCUGAGAAUCAGUGUACUCCGCUCUUACUUGCUGCCACUUCAGGAGCACUGGACACGAUUCAGUACCUGUUUUCUCUGGGCGCUAACUGGAGAAAAACAGAUACAAAAGGAAAUAAUAUCAUUCAUUUGUCAGUGCUUACUUUUCAUACAGAAGUACUGAAGUAUAUAAUAGAGCAGAAUAUCCCUGAACUUGCAGUUUGGGAAACUUUGGUAGAAAUGUUGCAGUGUGAAAGCUUCAAGCGAAGGAUGAUGGCUGUCAUGUCUUUAGAAGUAAUUUGCUUAGCAAAGGAGCAUUACUGGAAAUGUAUUUUGGAUGCAGGCACCAUUCCUGCCUUAGUCAACCUGUUAAAAUCUCCCAAACUAAAACUGCAGUGUAAGACUGUUGGGUUAUUGUGUAAUAUUUCUACGCAUGAAAGUGUAGUACAUGCUAUGGUGGAGGCAGAAGGCAUUCCUGCUUUGAUUGACCUGCUGAGUUCUGAAGAACCUGAACUACAUUCUCGCUGUGCUGUCAUUCUAUAUGAUAUUGCUAAGUGUGAAAACAAAGAUGUUAUUGCCAAAUACAAUGGAAUUCCAGCUCUGAUAAAUCUGUUGAACCUAGACAUAGAAAGUGUUCUGGUGAAUGUAAUGAAUUGUAUCAGGGUGCUAUGUAUGGGAAACGAAAACAACCAACGAGCAAUGAGAGACCAUAAUGGCAUCAAGUACCUCAUUCAGUUUCUCAGUUCUGAUUCUGAUAUACUGAAGGCAGUGUCCUCAGCUACAAUUGCCGAGGUCGGUCGCAAUAAUAAGGAGGUGCAAGAUGCUAUAGCAAGGGAGGGGGCAAUACCUCCCCUGGUAGAUCUUUUUAAAGGGAAGCACCUCAGUGUCCAAGUGAAAGGUGCAAUGGCUGUUGAGUCAUUGGCAAGUUACAAUCCUUCAAUCCAGAGGGCAUUUCUGGAAAGAAACUUAACUAAAGACCUCCUAAAACUUCUGAAGGCCUUUCAAUUAGAUGUUAAGGAACAAGGAGCCGUAGCACUUUGGGCCUUGGCAGGACAAACACUGAAACAACAAAAAUAUAUGGCAGAACAAAUUGGAUACAACUUCAUAAUCAACAUGCUUUUGUCGCCGUCAGCUAAGAUGCAGUAUGUGGGAGGUGAAGCAGUCAUAGCUCUGAGUAAGGACAGCAGGAUACAUCAGAAUCAAAUAUGUGAAGGUAAUGGCAUCGCACCGCUGGUUCGCCUGCUGAAAAUUAACAAGAUAGCAGAAGGCACACUCCUGAGUGUCAUCAGAGCAGUGGGGUCCAUUUGUGUUGGUGUGGCCCACACGAGCAAUCCCUUGAGUCAACAGUUUGUUGUGGAGGAAAAUGCCUUGCCAGUGCUUAUUCAGCUACUAAGAAGUCACCCUUCACUUAACAUUAAGGUUGAAGUCGCAUUUUCGUUGGCGUGCAUUGUCUUAGGGAAUAAUUUUAUACAGGAAGAAUUACAAGAAAAAGAAGGAUUCGAGUAUUCUGAUGUUCUUUUUCUUCUUCACUCAAAAGAUAAGGAAAUUUGCUUGCGAGCAGGUUAUGCACUAACUCUUUUUGCCUUCAAUAAUCGUUUUCAACAGUACUUAAUAUUGGAAACUGGAAUGAUAACUUUAUCUAUUUUUGAGCCUUUUCUUCAAUCCAAAGUUGAAACGGAGAAAGCAAUGGCAGCAUUUCAGAUUAUCGUAUUAGCUAAAGUCAUUAUAGACACGGACCAUAUUACUUUGACUGCAAGAGGUGUUACUAUUUUAGUUAACAGUCUAUAUUCAGUCCACAUUCCUACUAUUGUCCUGACAGGCAAUUUAAUAGCUAGUCUGUGUCACCUGAGAACUGGUAUUCCAGAAGCUUUUCUCACACUAGGAACAAUCCAACGGCUAUGCUACCACUUGUACUCAAAAAGAGAAGAGGUUCGAACAGCAUGUUCCUGUGCUCUUGGCUACUUAACUUACAAUGCACAUGCUUUCCGCAUCCUGUUAACCGAGUGCAGGAAUAAGCCUAACCAGUUCCUGCGAAUAAAAAAUAACAUCAGCAAAGAUGCGAAGAUUAACCCUGAGUUCCUGAGGGAGUUUCAAAUGCAGAAACGUGUGGGUCUGCCAGCCCUAAGCUUGGAGAAGAAUGGAGGACCAUCUGUAAUUCCUGCCUUUAAAAAAGGAAAAGAGCAUAGAAGAAAAGCAAGACCUAAAAUCCAACCAAAAGAUUCUCUGACUUUAAUACCUCCUGUAAGUAAUUUCAUGGGGCGCUUCAGAACAGCAAAGAAGGUCAAUGUUUCCCAUAACAUCUUCUCCUUCUCAACUGGAAUUUCAACAGAUAUCAUAAAUGUAUCAAGACCAAGAAUAGUGUUUUUGAACAAGCUUGGGAAACAUGAACACAAAGCCAACCCAGAGGCCCCAGAAAGCUAAGAAGUAAUUAAAAAUAAAAAAGCAUUUUAAAAUUUUGAUGUGGUCUUUCUGAAAA